AAAUUUAAACUACAUGACUCAUGAGGUAUAAAGUUCAGCGUCCAAAUUCCUGAAUUCAAGAAGUUGAGUGCAACUUGCCCGGAAAAUUCGACGGAAAAUGAGCGACUGGGCUUCAUGCACGCUGUGUAGAACAGGACAACAAGGACUAGAGGUUCUUCAGAGGGCACAGCAACGACAAGUGGAAUGGCCACAACAGCCUCAUCAUACGAAGCCCCCAAUACAGGAUGCCAUGAAGCAUACCACCAUCGAUGACGCUUUCAGCAGCAUCUUACAGUACAUGUCCACUACAACCAGACAGUGCCGGCGGUAUUACCGGAGCUCCCCUCCAACUCAACACAAUCCUUCCGACAAACUGCACACCAGAAGGUUCCACACACCGCAAUAUACAGAGUUGCACACGAAACACCCAUUGCUUCGUUCUGAAGAUGUCCAUGUGGUAGUAGCACCAGGAACCUAUGCAGUGACUGCCGGUGCGUGGGGCACCGCUCAGCAACAGACCACCCAUGUGGUUCACGUCAACCAAGGACAGAGCGUCGACUUAGACUUUGUACUUUAGCAGUGUGUCAUUGGUUUCCAUCAUCAUUGCUGUGAAAUAUCAGUAGGCCAUCAGCCUCGAUCAAAAUUUUGGCCACCGGUAUCAAGUGAGGGGAAUAAUCGUCAUUGCGAUUCUUAGCAAGGUAUACACCUCGGGAGUUGGAAAAUAUGUGAUAGCAUUGCAGCAGUGGCAGCUUUUUGGGUGUCAUCACCUUUUUUUCAAAAUGUCCAUCAAAAUGCUUGUUACCACUCUAGGGGCGGUAUACCUUGCGCAUGCUCACUAUAAUCGUUUAUGCCCUGAUUUGAUACUGACCAAACCCCCUGGCUGAUGGCCUACAGGGAAGCAUUGAAAAGAACCGUGAUAUUGUACAUGUGUAUUCGUGUCUGGUCUCCCGACUGCAAACGGCACUGCAGCAUAUAGAAAUGAACAGCAGACUGUUUUUGCCGUUUAGCUUCAAUGUGGUUUCAUAAGGUGUUAGCGAAAACGUGGCUUUCUCUAUGGCUUUAGCUUCAUCGCCACCUUCAGAAUCUUCUUUACAGAAGCCUGCAACCAAGGGAAAUUCUCGAAACCACACAUUGACCUCGCACUGUCGUAUUUUGAUAUUCCUGCAACAGAAAAUGUACCUACAUGUAUAUUAGGGCCCCAGUGUCAAGUCUGGGGUCUAAAACCAUGAAGCUGGCGCCUGCAGAACCAGACCUGUAAGCAUUGCCGAUAUUUCGCAAACCCCUAUAGCCUCCACUUGUACUUGACUGGG
This is a messenger RNA of Patiria miniata (bat star), 1289 nucleotides long. RefSeq lists its product as uncharacterized. The record is from RefSeq and is a predicted model, not a curated record. The transcript has 5 exons. Gene Ontology annotation, biological process: regulation of non-canonical NF-kappaB signal transduction. Lineage: Eukaryota; Metazoa; Echinodermata; Asteroidea; Valvatida; Asterinidae. Gene Ontology annotation, cellular component: nucleoplasm. Bases 98 to 556 code for a protein of 152 amino acids.